AUGUCUGCUGCUCAACUCGUCAACGUCCACCAAGCCCUAGCGAUACAACUGACAAAUCCUCAAGCGCCUACGAUCGAAGGGAAGCUGUUUAGACACGCACUCAACGAGGUUGAGGAGGAAAAGAAAAGGGAGGGAAAGCUACCUGCCUAUUUUGCAAACCUCUUUCAUGCCCAGACAAUUGAAGAGGUUCGGUAUGCACUGGAGCUCGAAAGAAAGUCCAAUGAUUUCUGGUCGAAGGACGUUGGUAAAGCAUGGCUCAAAAACCUGAGCAGGUUCGCCGAGCAAGCAUGGCACUAUAAAGUGGUGUUAGACUCGGUGGUCGCAAGGAUGGGUCCUGACUUCAUGGCUCCAAUUGGAGGAACCAUGUCAUUUUUGCUAGGUAUCAUCAAAGAUUUGGGAACAACAGCAAAGAUGCUGGAGAGUACUGAGCGCACCUUGAGGCAGUCUAUGACACGAUUUGAGCGAUAUUUCCGAGAAAACACAAUGUCGCAAGAUGUUCAGAGUGCUCUGGUAACAUACUAUAAGCUCGUCCUCAAUUUUGCGGUUGACGUGCAUGGAGAGUUUGCUGGUGGCCGACUAAGUAUGCUUGACGUCAACUAUGUGCAGUAUAGACUGACUUUCUCAGAGGCUACGCUCAAUGCUGUACACAGGACACUAAAGUCUAAGUUGGCGGAUCUGCAAACGGACAUCCAUCAUGCCAUAGACGAUGUCGAUAAAGGCGCCACGAUUGACUGUCUCGACAAUAUUAGGGCUGGUGUCAGUGAUUUGCAGGCGAAUCUUGCUAACGUGCUCGGUGUCCAGCCAUCCACUCGUGGAACGAACUUCGGUCUUCCUUCUGCAAGCGCCACUUUCACUGGCCGAAGACAGUAUCUAAGUAACAUCUGGGCAUUUAUGCACAACGCCAAGGGACAAGCACGCAUGGCUCUGUGGGGCAUGGGCGGUAUUGGCAAGACGCAAAUGUUACAGAAGUAUGCCAAUGAUCAGCUUCGCACGAAUACAAAUCCUAGAGGUUACGAUAUCAUUAUAUACGUGAAUGCCCACAGUAAGUCAUCUGUCUUUGCAGCAAUUCUGUCAUUCAUGCAAGUACAUGCACGGAACGAGCUUAUGCAGAGAAAGGUAACGGAAACCGACUACAGUUCUUUCCACGUGUGGAUGCUUAGUCGGGAGAACUGGCUGCUUGUUAUAGACAAUGUGAGCAAUCUUGAUGAUGUGCGGAAUAUGGUGCCUGAAGGAAAUGUUGGUCACGUCUUGUUCUCGACCCGGUAUGCUCAUAUGGCACGAGAUCUUGCACCGAAUACGACACCUCUCGAAGUCACACAGAUGCUACCUGAAGAGAGUGUUCGUCUUGUGCUCAGGUUAGCGGACGUCUCGGUCAACCCGGCAGACAAGGAGGCUGAUAUUGCUCACAAAGUCGCCGACUUCGCUGGUGGAAUGCCCUUACUCAUUGAACAGAUCGUUAAAAACGCGCUCUUUACAGGAGCAAGUCUUGAAGACACUCUGCAGCAAGUUACGCAGAAGACUGGCUUGCUUACACAGAAGAAUAUGUCAUCUCUUCACCAGGACAAUCUGUCUUUGGCUGCUGCAGUUAUGCAGACCAUCGAAUCCGUGAAGAGGCGCUCGGUGCUGGCUGAAGCUUUACUCAAAAUACUUACCUAUCUUGAACCAUCAUCUAUACCAGUUACUUUGUUACACGAUGGAGCAGCGCGAUACCGAGCAUUUCUUCAACAGCCCGUUACCUAUACCCGGGGGACUAUCAAGAGGAUCUCAGCAUCCGAUCUCCGGGAUCGAAUCGAUGUUGAUGUUGAAGUCGAUGGGCUAGAAGCAAGACGCGAACGAAGGAGGGACAAGAUCAACCUGGCAGGCUUUCGGGCCACGUCUGCAUUUCAUAAAUUCUGCGACAAGCAAAAGCAAGCUUCCUCCGCUUUGCCAGUAGACGAUAUGCAGCUUCGGACUUCCCUUCUCCGCGAAGCUGGACCGGACACCCCACUUGGCCGAGUGUUCGAUAAUCUAGUGUCGAUCUCUGACGCGAUUGUUAUAUUACGAGAUGCAGCUGUUAUCAGGAACACGAGUGCCACAACUCUAUGGAUGCACGAUCUCGUCUCUGAGAUAGCCAAGACCCUGAUUUCUGAUGAGUCAGGUCCCGAAUUAAGCCAUCUCAUCGCAUCAACAAAACUCGCUUUUGCGAGAGGGUACAGCCUUGAAGGCCUUGGAAAGAUGACCGAGCAGGAGGAGCAUAUCAAUCGCAGCCUCAUUAUUGAAUACUUCCGCCACGCAUACAUGGGUUACAUGGCUGGUUGGCAGCGCUUGCGCAACGACUAUGGCAUUAGCAAUGCGCAGAUCCUACGAUCCAUGAGAGACGACCGAAGUCGUGGAAUUGAGUGGGGAUUUGAUGGUUACAACUUUGAUCAGUAUGCUACUGAGUUCCGUCACCAGCGAUUUGGUCGUUCUGCACCUUGGCGAGCAUUACAGACCGCAAUCAAGCUUGCCAUUCUCUGGGAACAAAACUUGGCUACACUGCCGUACGCAGUUGGAUACACGAAAGCAGUCCUUGAAAUGUAUAAGAAAGCUUUUGGUGAUGCUGACGAUGACACCAUUCACCUUGUUGAGAUGUUGAUCGACCAGGUCGGAGAUAAAGGACAAGACUUGGCAAUGGCAUAUGAUCUUGGUAGACGACACUUGAGAGAUUAUUUGAAUGGCGAAUCCACUUACUUCAGGACACUGGAUGAGCGAAUGAGCGACGAAAUGGACGAGGAGUUCUUGUACAGCCGCCCUGCUGGAUGUGGGUUGUCAAUAAAGCUUGGUUGGCUAUGCAUGGAGCUUGGAAAGGCUUGUGACUCGGCGGGAGAUGAGCAAGGUAGGAACAAAUACGCCGCGGAAGCGAUCGAACGACGCCUGUUGCUCCUGAAAUGGCACCGCCUGCGCCUUGACGAGUAUGACCAUAUGUGCGUACCUUCAGGACUCGACCUUGCUCGUGCGUAUGACUUAGCCAGGGAUGUCGAGCACAGCCUACACCAUUACGCCACGGCGGUGCAUGUCUCGAUGUAUGAGGAGUACCUCCCAGUUUCGAAAGGCAUAUACAAGUCUUAUGAGAGCACAAUCCUCAAAGUGAUGGAGACAUAUGAGGAGGCUCGGUCACGACUAUUGCCACCAUCCAGUCACAUUGAGGUGAGCGACGAUCUGAAGGAGCUAUUGCAUCGGGUCGACAUGGAAAGUGCAGCGUGGAAGGAGCGCUACCACUUCCGCCAAUCACAGAUACCAAAACGCAAACCUCUUCCUGAAAUUGACUGGGAUGCACUUUAUGCGCAGCCUUUUUGA
Molecule: messenger RNA, 3315 nt
Organism: Lithohypha guttulata
Lineage: Eukaryota; Fungi; Ascomycota; Eurotiomycetes; Chaetothyriales; Trichomeriaceae
Exons: 5
Coding region: 1-3315 (1104 amino acids)
Biological process (GO): defense response to other organism
Molecular function (GO): ADP binding
Source: RefSeq, a predicted model, not a curated record